Messenger RNA from Centropristis striata (black sea bass), 1017 nucleotides. Its product is annotated as olfactory receptor 10A3-like. Bases 91 to 1017 code for a protein of 308 amino acids. The transcript has a single exon. Gene Ontology annotation, cellular component: membrane. Gene Ontology annotation, biological process: G protein-coupled receptor signaling pathway. The record is from RefSeq and is a predicted model, not a curated record. Gene Ontology annotation, molecular function: G protein-coupled receptor activity; olfactory receptor activity. Lineage: Eukaryota; Metazoa; Chordata; Actinopteri; Perciformes; Serranidae.
GUACAUUGUGCUAAGAUUAAACCAGUUGAGAUAUUACAGAUUUGUAAGAGAAUGCAAUAAUUGCUGUGAUGAUCCACAUGAAAGAUCAUAAUGAACUCUACACAGGUUUUGUAUUUCACACUCCAGGCCUACUUCAACACUGGGCUUUUCAAACACUUUGAAUUUAUAAUUGUUAUGUCUCUUUACAUUUUUAUUGUUUGUGCCAAUGUGUUGCUGAUUGUGGUUAUCUGUCUGAACAGGAGCUUACAUGAACCCAUGUACAUUUUUCUGUGCAGCCUGUUUGUAAAUGAGCUGUAUGGUAGUGCAGGGCUGUUUCCAUCCCUUCUGGUUCAGAUCCUCUCUGACAUUCACACUGUUUCUGCUCCUUUUUGUUUCCUGCAGACUUACUGUCUGUACUCCUAUGGAGGUGUGGAAAUUUUAAGCUUAGCCGUCAUGUCUUAUGACAGAUAUCUUGCUAUCUGUUGUCCUCUACAAUAUAACAAACGUAUGGCGCGUAACAAGAUUGCCUACCUUAUUGCAGCAUCAUGGCUGUACCCUGUCCUUAUAUGUCUUGUCAUGGUAUGUUUUACUUCCUCUUUGCAGCUGUGUGGGAACAUAAUUUACAAAGUUUACUGUAUCAACUACUCUGUUGUGAAGCUGGCAUGCUCAGAGGCCCACAUAGUAAGUAUGUAUGGGCUCAUUACCACACUUGGCACAACCUUGGUUGCUUUACUAUUAAUCCUUUACACCUACAUGAAGAUUCUUAAAGUUUGUUUUUCUGGUUCUAAACAGACGAGACAGAAAGCUGUCAGUACCUGCACACCUCAACUUGCUUCCAUCAUUAACUUCUGUUUUGGUGCUUUGUUCGAAACUUUACAGAACAGAUUCGAUAUGAGCAGUGUACCCAAUAUGUUGCGCAUUUUAUUAUCCUUAUACUUUCUCACUUGCCAGCCACUCUUUAAUCCUGUAAUGUACGGUCUGAAUCUGUCAAAAAUCCGUGUCAUAUGUAAAAGUCUGAUUUCCAGGCAGCGCUGUUAA